This is a messenger RNA of Cotesia congregata, 1512 nucleotides long. Lineage: Eukaryota; Metazoa; Arthropoda; Insecta; Hymenoptera; Braconidae. The record is from the annotation of a GenBank genome assembly.
AUGAAAAAGAGUCGAAGCAGACAUUGCGGACCCGAUAAAGAUUAUGGCCCCAAUGCAACUCAACCUGAUCUAAGUGAAACAGAUCCUAGUAACUAUGAGCAAUACAAAGAAGCUCAUCAUGAAAAGCUUCGUAACCGUCAAAAAAAUCGAACGACACUUGAAACUGAGACAAGAAAUCAUCCAUUCAGUGAACCACACGGUUAUGAAAAAGAUAUGAUUCCUUCUCACCUGUUUGGAAAAAUAUGUGGAAUGCGGGAAACAACUUCAUGUAGUUCUGUCAUCAAUGAUAUAUGUAAUCCUUUCUUGUUUCAUGAAGAUGUAUUGCUGACAAUGGAAGAUCAGAGACUGAAAGCUCUUCAGCUUUUGGAAACGCAAAUCGGUAAAAAAAUUGUACCUUGCGGUAUAGUUGUUUCUCAUAAUGCUGAAACCUUUUACUUAUGUGCAAGGCCUGACGGUCUUGUUGAUAACGAUUCUAUUGUUAUUAUUGUUAGUGUCUCGGAUGAUGAGCAAACUAACAUCAAUGCCGCUUUACACAGUCAUAAAGAUAUGAAAAAUUUGUUUGCUAAGACAGCAUCCAAUAAAAUCAACACUAAACAUCCAAUAUUCUCCAUAAUUCAAGGUCAACUUUAUGUUACUAACAAGCAAUUUUGCUACUUUGCGGUUUAUACGCCUAAUGAUUUAAAAAUUGCUGAAAUAAUUCAUAAAGAUGACAAUUUCUGGUUGGAAAAAAUGAAGAUGAAGCUUCACAGGUUCUAUUAUUCUGCUCUUAUCGAUGGAAUCGUUGACAGUAGAUUAUCACGGAGCUUGCCUAUUCGCGAGGCUCCAUUUACUAUCGCAGCAAGAGCUAAAAAGAAUCUGGCAGAAACUAAUAAAGAUACCCCAAUAGCACAGCAGUCCAGUAGUGCUUCAACUGUUCCAGUUGAUGCGUCAACGAACGAUCAUGAUGAGGAGCUUAUAAACGAUUAUCGAACCGUAGUAUUAAAUCGACCGCUUGAACAAUUUAAAAAUAAUAUUUUAAAUGAAGACAGUCUUUUGGAUGAUCUUACAAUUUCUCGCUUUUUACUAAUGAUAGAAAACCGAAAUUUUACAAUAGAUUUACCAAUAACUGCUGCGAACCCUCUUCAGCAAUCAACUUCAGACAAUGAUUUAGCGAUCAUAGGUGGACAGGCAGAUAAUCAGCAUUGGUGUUGUAUACAUUAUGAUGGUCAUCAAGUAGCUAUUUAUGAUAGCUUGAACCGAAAUAAUUUAAAUCUGUUGCGUGAACCGGAAAAAAGAUACCUACAGGUUCGAUAUCCACAACAAUAUAAACGAAAGGAAAUAUUUUUCAAAGUUGUAACUCGACAACCUGACGGUAGUACGUGUGGAGUGUAUGCUGCUGCAUACGCUACUACUAUUGCAUUAGAUGGCAAUCCAUGUACGAUAAAUUAUUCUAAAGAUGCUGCAGCGAUGCGAAAGCAUCUUUUUCAAAUAAUUUCUCAGAAUCAAUUAGUACAAUUUCCUCGUAUGUCUUAA